Messenger RNA from Gastrolobium bilobum, 963 nucleotides. Its product is annotated as protein TRANSPORT INHIBITOR RESPONSE 1-like. Lineage: Eukaryota; Viridiplantae; Streptophyta; Magnoliopsida; Fabales; Fabaceae. The coding region runs from base 147 to 638 and encodes 163 amino acids. The transcript is spliced from 2 exons. Gene Ontology annotation, molecular function: protein binding. The record is from RefSeq and is a predicted model, not a curated record.
UCUCUCUCUCUGCGUGUAUCUGGCAACCAACUACAACUACAAGCUCAUCAAUGGCGUCUCAGAUCUAAGAGUUUCACUUUGAAACUGUGAGUGUGAAGCUUUGUGCGAUAUUCAUCGAGGAAACGAUACCGUCUCGUUGCUUCCACAUGCAGAGACUGAGAGUAGCGUACUCGUUCCCUGAGGAGGUCCUCGAGCACGUGUUCUCAUUCAUUCACUGCGACAAGGACCGUGGCUCGAUCUCGCUGGUGUGCAAGUCGUGGUACGAGAUCGAGAGAUGGUGCAGGCGGAGGGUGUUCGUCGGAAACUGCUACGCCGUGAGUCCGGCGAAGGUGAUAAAGCGGUUUCCGGAGGUGAGAUCCAUCUCCCUGAAGGGGAAGCCGCACUUCGCGGACUUCAAUUUGGUUCCCGAAGGUUGGGGCGGUUACGUUUGCCCUUGGAUCAAGGCCAUGGCCGUUGCAUAUCCCUGGCUUCAAGAGAUCAAACUCAAGAGGAUGGUCAUCACCGACGACAACUUGGACCUCAUCGCUAAAUCCUUCAAGAACUUCGAGGUACUCGUGCUCACAUCAUGUGAGGGUUUCACUACCGAUGGACUUGCUGCCAUUGCCGCCAAUUGCAGGCUAGUUUACUUUUUUCAAUGAACGCGAGAAGGUUUUUGCAGUUCAAUAGGACGGCUUAAGAUAUUCUUAACAGUUGUUUUCAUCGGACUUUGACAGUGACUAAAUUCAAAUCCUUCUUUCUAACCAACUUGUGCACGGUAAAAUCUCCCUUUCAGAAAUAGUGUCAAAGCAGAACAUUCUUCGACAUGCAACCUUGCCUGAGAAGGGGGAAAAAAGAAAAAAAGAAGAAGAUAUAAACCUUCUGUAUAACCUUGGAACCAGUCGAAAACCUGAAAUGAUAGCACAAAUCUCUAUUAUAAUGAAUGAAGUAGUCUUACUCAAAAGUUUAAAUACUUUUUAUUUUAUU